Molecule: messenger RNA, 2531 nt
Organism: Diachasma alloeum
Lineage: Eukaryota; Metazoa; Arthropoda; Insecta; Hymenoptera; Braconidae
Product: proline-, glutamic acid- and leucine-rich protein 1
Exons: 2
Coding region: 74-2518 (814 amino acids)
Biological process (GO): rRNA processing
Cellular component (GO): nucleus
Source: RefSeq, a predicted model, not a curated record
CGCGCACACGUGGUCUCUCUCCCAAAGCACGUGAAAAACAAACACAUGAGGAGCCCCCUCAGACUCCCCAAAAAUGUCGAAAAUACUGAAUUUAUACAAAUCACUGGACCAAAGCAGUGACCAGUGCACGGAGUUCAUAGAGAGCCUUCUCUCAACCAGUUCGGACCUGCCCCUGAGCACCGACGAAGUGAACACCCUUCAGAAUUCCAUCAUAAGUGCCAUCAACUCUCGCCUGAAUGACUCAGGGACUCGCCACGAGGGUUUGAAGAUCCUCUCGAGAGUUCUGCCCACCUGUUCACAAGAAACAUUAUCAAAAUAUGGCUCUCUCUGGUUGGGAAAAGCCACCCAACACCUGGAGAGCCCCCACAGCACCCCCAAAGACACAGAUCUCUCCUGCAAAGUCCUCUCCAAACUGGUGAUCUCCUGCAAAGAGAUUCCAGAGCUGCAGAAGCAGAUCUCCAUGCAGAACGUCAAGCAGCUGAUAGCCCUGAUCUCCAGCAUGACUGAGGAGAAAAGAACUGGCGGUGUAUUCUUCGUAUUGGCGACACUCUUGUGCCACUAUCGAGAGCCCUGCGAACGCCUCCAGUCGACGAUUCAGAAGCUAAUCAUUCCCCCAAUCGACUCCAAGCACAGGAAUUUGGUUCAGGCUGGUGCCAACUGCUUCACUCUCCUCGCAAAGGCGACAGAGCGAUCCUUCAAGCCCCCUGAGACGUCCCCUGACUUCACAAGCAUUGCUUACCAGCAGGCCCUCAUCAGCAACGAUCUCCACGUCAUCCUGGAUGAAUUGUUCAGUGGAGUCCUGGAGCUCGACACUGUGGACAUCUGGGGAUCCCUGGAACUGCCCAGCCUCCCCCAGGAGAAUGUCGUCGAGUACUACCACAACGUGGAACGAAGGUUCCAAAAUCUCUGUGUCUACCUUGCCACAACCCUUCGUGGUUGCGCUGGGAAGAACUCAGUCUCCUGCAGGACGAUAAUGAAACUCGUGUGUCGAGGACUGGCAGUGGCUCCUGAGAACCUCUCCAACGAUGACUCUUACAAGAAGGAAAUACUGUACCUGAUGCUCCCGAAGAUUCAGAUGAGUUUACUAAACGUAUUGAAUGCCUUCAUCAACGGUUUUCGUGGGGAACUCGUGCCCUUUGCUCUGACAAUUCUGCAGUUGUAUCGACAGACGUUAAAGUGGACGGGGAAAGUCGAUCAGAGUGAGAGGACGAUGGGGGGCAGCAAGCCCUUCAAGACCAUCAGGAUUGGGGUCUACAGGAGUUUAUCGUUGUGGCUGAAUUGUCUGGGGAGUCUGUCUGGUGUUGACAUGAUAGCAGAGGAUAUUCUGCCAAAUAUCGUCAGAGAUGUGACGCCAGAGAGGGACCAGGUGCUGCUGACCAUCCAGAAGACCCAGAAUAUGUCUAAAAAGGCUCUGAAGAAGUUCAAGGACAGCCAGUAUGAGAGUAGCAUGGUUCUGGGGAGUGCCCCUAGGGUCGAGAAAAAUCCACUGACGAAUGCUGAAUUGUGCAGAGAAGCUCUCGUUGCUCUCCAGAAUAUCUUCUACAAUUCGGGGGUCUCGGUGGGGCCAGGGGUGUACAGAGCUCUUCAUAAAAUUAUCGUGCCUCUUCUCCUGGAUGUUUACAUGGAGAAGGACGAACAGAGCCUCUACUCGAAGGACUCUGAGUGCAGACUGAAUUUAUUGAGGGCCCUCAGGGCUAUUCAGAUGAAUCCUAGUGCACUGACAACUCCUCCUACCCAGUAUUCAAUACAAAUCUUCCAGCUGGCGAGCAAUGAUGGCGAUGAAGGGGUCGUGAGGGAAGCUAGAGUGGCUCUUGCUGAGUUGGAGAAGAUUGUGCAUCCUAGUGCUGGUCCUCUCGACUUUGCUCCUCCUCAGGCUCAGGAAGACUCUAGUCAGGAUGUUGAAUGCAUCGUUAGGAGCUCGACAGGUGCUGAUGCUGUCGACAGAAUACGAAAUAUCGUGGAGCAAAUUAAUAAUUCGAAGAAUGAGAGGCUCGAGGCUUCGAAUUAUGAGGAUAGAGAUGUGGAGAAAAAUAAAGAGGUGAUGACGAAUGGAAAGGGGAAGAAACGAGACAGUAGUACUGACGAAAUUGAGGUGAUAAGAGACGAAGUGGCGGACGAUGACAUCGAGGUGAUCGAGAAUGGUCAGCAGCAGCCUCCGAGGAAGCAGAGGAAGAUCCAGAUAGUCGAGGAUAUCUGCAUACCACCACGGGGGAAGGGGGAGCACAGCCCCAAAAAAACUCCCUCCAUCGAGGAAAUCCCCCAGGACGUGCCUGAACGAUAUUCCCAGGACAGUUUUGACAGCAAUCGAGGGGAGAGUGCCUACUUCACCAUCAAGGAUGCGCAGAGGGUGUCUGCUAACAGCUCCACGAGCUCGGAUCAGCCUGUGGAGAUCAUCAAGGAGAUCAGCCUCUCCAAGGAAAUUAGUAUAAUCGAGAGUGAAUCUAAAUCAGGGAGCAAGGAUGAUGGGUCUGAUGACGAGGUCAUUCUCAGCAUGUUUUGCGAUCAAAUAAAAGAUUAGUUUAUGCUCUUAA